AUGCAAGUUGUUCACGACGUAUCAGAGUUUCAAGAUGGACAAGAACGUAUUUUAGUUUUAAAGGAUUCAUCUAUACUUGAAAAUGAAGAGGAAGGAGAUCAAUUGAUUUCAAUACAGUUAGAGGAACAGCAAAGGCUCAAAAAGAACUUAGAAAACAAAAAAAAGAAACCAGUUUAUACUGGCUAUGACGAUGAAGAAUUUAAUUUUGGGGGUGGCGUAACUAAAAAGAGCAUUUUAGCACAUUACGAUGAAGAAAUAGAGAAAAAUAAACGACCUGGAUUUACGCUAGACAAUGAUGGCACGGUUAAAUUGGGUGAAGAUGAUAUACGAAACCAAGUGUCAGAAAAAUUAAGGUCAACUGCUAUUUCUUUGACUUUUGAUAAAAUGAAAGAGAUACAAGAUUAUUACACUAAAGAAGAAGCAGAGGUCACCUUCAAGAAGCCUAAAGUCAAAAAGAAGAAAAAAGUUAGACAGAAGACUACAACUGAUGAUUCAUUGGUAGAAGAAAGCAAAGCAAAUGAUCCCGAUUCAAUGGAAGUAGAAUCAACGUCAUCUAUUACAACCACACAAAGUAGAAGACGAGAAAAUCUGGAUGAUGUGAGUUUUGUUGAUGACGAUGACCUCCAACAAGCUCUAGCUAGAGCGAGAAAAAUGGCUGCAAAAAAAGUAGCAAAAGCUUCGGUCGAAGAAAUUGCAAGAACUUUGACUCAAGAACGAGAAACGCAGGAAGAAGACGAUGAUGGGCCUGAUAAUGGAUUGGUGAUAUCAGAUACAUCUGAAUUCGUUCGAUCACUAGCAAUAGCUUCAACAGUAUCAAAACUUGCAGAAAUUGAUAGUCUAACACCUGAUAAUCGACUCGAUGAUCAACUCGAAGAUGAAAAGCCGGAAGAAGUAGAGACUAACGAUGUUGAGAUGGAAGAAGUUGCUGACGAAGAAGAAGAAGGUGGCUGGAAGGCAACUGUUGCAACUGAUGACCAGGAUAUGACCAGCGUUAAUGAGGAACCAAAACUAGUUGGUAUAGUCGAAGAAGAACCAUUGGUUAGUAAUGGAAUGGCAGCAACAUUAGCUCUAUUACAACAAAAAGGGUUCUCAAUUAAACCAUCUGAAGAGCAAGUCGAAAAAGAGCGAGGUGGUGGACGAGAUAGUGAUAGUAGUUAUCGUGAUCGUGAGCACCUUAGAGAAAUGGAAUCGAGAUUUAAAGAUUACAAGCCAGAUAUCAAUUUAGAGUAUGUUGAUGAAUUUGGCAAUCAGUUAACACCUAAGGAGGCGUUCCGUCAGUUAUCACAUAAAUUCCAUGGCAAAUCAUCCGGGAAAUCUAAAACAGAGAAACGUCUCAAGAAACUUGAAGAAGAACGUAAGUUAAAAGCGAUGAGCAGCGUUGAUACACCAUUGAACAUGGCAACUGCUUUGCAAGAGAGACAAAAGGCUAGCGGAAGUGCACAUGUUGUUUUGUCUGUCGGCAACAGAGCUGUUGUUCCACAUAGCAUGGUACCAAACAACGAUACAAGAACUUCUAAAUCACUUUCUAGCGCUUCAUCAAUCAAUGGUCCUAAUAUCAUUACGGUUAAUGGUGGGUUAACGGGUCAAAGUAUGAAUGCGCCAGAGAGAGAAAAGGUAACAUUUGGGUUAAAACGCAAAGCCGAAGCUGAAACUGAAAAACCAUCAAAAAAAUCUAAAGAUGAAUAG
Cetraspora pellucida is the source of this 1686-nucleotide messenger RNA. NCBI's taxonomy places the organism in Eukaryota, Fungi, Glomeromycota, Glomeromycetes, Diversisporales, Gigasporaceae. The record is from the annotation of a GenBank genome assembly.